Molecule: messenger RNA, 981 nt
Organism: Aspergillus tubingensis
Lineage: Eukaryota; Fungi; Ascomycota; Eurotiomycetes; Eurotiales; Aspergillaceae
Product: arylamine N-acetyltransferase family protein
Exons: 2
Coding region: 1-981 (326 amino acids)
Molecular function (GO): acetyltransferase activity
Source: RefSeq, a predicted model, not a curated record
AUGGGCGGCAUGGUCGAUUGGGCGGCGCGUCCCACAUAUCCCUUGGAACAGCUCAGACGCUACUUCGACCGGAUCGGGCUCCCCGAAAAUUAUCGAGAAGCUUUGCAGGAUGUAGCGAUCCUCCAUGGCCAGUCUGCAUUAGCUUUGCUGAAGGUGCUGCAACGAUACCAACUAGCAGCUGUCCCUUUCGAAAACCUGAACCUCCACUAUGCUGUUCAUCGGAGUAUUUCCAUUGAUCCUUACAAGGUGUUUGAGAAAAUCGUUGAUUCUAAGUCUCGUCGUGGUGGCUAUUGCAUGGAGAACAGUCUCUUGUUUGGCACCGUCCUACGAAGCCUGGGAUACGAUGUGACCACCGUAGGGGGGCGAGUCAACGAAGCUGCGCAGCCCAUGUCUGCCUCGAAGAAUUGGAGAGGACCCAAGUAUGACGGAUGGAAUCACAUGGUCAACAUCGUAACUAUCGAUGAACAAAAGUACCUUGUAGACGUUGGAUUUGGCUCCAAUGGGCCACACCAGCCCAUCCCACUGGUCCAGGAUUAUGAGUUCCACAACGUUGGUGAACAGUCGGGCCGGCUAGUCAACGGACCUAUCGCUCAACACACUAGCAGGAGCCAAUCUCUGUGGCAGUACGAAUUUCGCAACGGGGACAGUCAUUGGAUUCCGGCUUACUGCUUCACCGAGAUGGAGUUCCUUCCAGAGGACUUCACUAUGAUCAACUACUACAUGAGUACCAGCCGGGAAAGCUGGUUCACUUAUCAUGUUGUCUGCGUGCGGAUGUUACUCAACGAAGAUGGUGACAAGAUUGUGGGCGAUGUGACCCUGUUCAACGACACGCUUAAAGAGCGCCUGGGAGCGACAUCCAAGGAGCUAGAGAAAUUUGCGUCGGAUGAGCAGCGCGUGCUAGCGCUAGAGAGAGUAUUCGAGAUUCAUAUCUCCGAGGCCGAUCGGGAGAGUAUUCGCCAUACAAUAUCGGAAAUCCUCUAG